Molecule: messenger RNA, 5886 nt
Organism: Anguilla anguilla (European eel)
Lineage: Eukaryota; Metazoa; Chordata; Actinopteri; Anguilliformes; Anguillidae
Gene: slc6a7
Product: solute carrier family 6 member 7
Exons: 15
Coding region: 682-2706 (674 amino acids)
Biological process (GO): sodium ion transmembrane transport
Cellular component (GO): membrane
Molecular function (GO): L-proline transmembrane transporter activity
Source: RefSeq, a predicted model, not a curated record
GUUGCAAUUGAGGUUUCAAUUGAGGUUUCCUGUUAUUUGUUGUCAUAGCGACGAAAGCAGUCGUAAUACGGAGAUACAACGAGACCUGAAAUGAACCGAGGACAACUCAAACUAAAGAAACUCCAAUGCAAACACAUUCCAGCGCACAGAUGAAAUGUUGACAGAAUUAUCAAUUACCCGAACAGUCCGUUUCAAAGACCGGGAAUCAGUUUCACCACCAGUGGGCUAUCACGUUUCGUUGACAAAAAUCAUUUCGUUGCUCGAAUAGUUUUUUCAAAUGCUGAUCUACUCCGGAAAUGGGAUUAAGCGUGUGUGACCUCUCCAGGCGUAAGUAUAAAAAAACAAAACGCGAAAGCUUUCAUGCAUUUGAAUUCCCUUCGCUUUCACAUAAUUCCACAAAGACGAUUCGUUUUUUUUAGGGGUGUGGUUUACCUGCCUUCAGGUGAGCGUAAACCUGGGACGCAACGUCAAUCAAACAGGUUCCCCAACCCGAGCUGUUCUUGCUUGCUGGCAAAGCAUGACGACACCUGCUCUAUUCUCCGUAUCGCUUCACUGUAACUUUUAAAACCUUCCUUUUUUUUUUAAAGAAGCGCUUCAUUAUUUCUUUUAUUUAACAAAUAGAUUAGAUAUUAUCGAUAGUGGAACCGUGAACGGCGCUCUAAAACACAGUCCGCGCGUUCAAUGAAACCUUUACCGGAGCAAUGGGGCGAACGUCCGAAGAAGACCGCUGAACCGUCCCUGGGUGAGAUGAACGGCGGAGAACAGAAAGCGGCACCUAGAAACCACUCCGAAGAGAAAACAACCCCUGGAGAGAAUGAGCCGCCGGUCCAGCUGAACGGGCGGACGCUGUCCCGCGACGUCGUCGACCCCGCCUCCCAGCCGCCUUUCGACUCCCGCCCCCCGUCCCCGACCUUCACCCCGAGCCCCCACCCGCCCCGGGAGCAAUGGGGGGGCAAGUACGAGUUCCUGCUCUCCUGCAUCGGGUACUGCGUCGGCCUGGGCAACGUGUGGAGGUUCCCUUACCUGUGCUACCGCAACGGAGGAGGAGUCUUCCUCAUCCCGUACUUCAUCAUGCUCUUCUUCACGGGCGUGCCCCUCUUCCUCAUGGAGCUGAGCCUGGGGCAGUACGGGGCCGCGGGGCCCAUCACCGUCUGGAAGUGUUGCCCUCUGCUCAAAGGUAUAGGGAUCGGGAUGCUGUGUGUCUCCACCCUGGUCUGCCUCUACUACAACAUCAUCAUCGCCUGGACCUUCUACUACCUGGGCAGUUCCUUCCAGAGCCCCCUGCCUUGGUCCUGUGAGGCCGAGGCCAACUUCAAGCUCUGUGGGCAAAACAACACAGUAAACGGGUCUAGCCACAGGACUCUGAGCCCCACAGAGGUGUUCUGGAACGAGCGUGUCCUGGGCGUGGUGAACAGUGAGGGCCUGCACGACCCGGGCCCCGUGCGGUGGCCCCUGGCUAUCUGCCUGCUGGCCGCCUGGAUCAUCAUCUUCCUCUGCAUGCUGAAGGGCAUCCGCAGCUCCGGCAAGGUGGUGUACGUCACAGCCACGUUCCCCUAUUUCGUGCUGGUGGUGCUGAUCAUCCGAGGGGCCACGCUGGAGGGGUCCCUGCAGGGCGUGGCCUUCUACCUCACCCCUGACUGGAAACGCCUGGCCAGUGCACAGGUGUGGAACGAUGCUGCCUCACAGAUAUUCUACUCUUUGGGAAUCGGAGUUGGGGGCCUGCUCUCCAUGGCUUCCUACAACAAGUUUGACAACAACGUCAUCAGGGACACGAUCGUCAUCACCGUCGGCAACUGCUGCACCAGUUUCUUCGCCGGCUUUGCCAUAUUCUCCGUCCUGGGUCACAUGGCCUGGAGGAAGAACGUGCCGGUGGGGGAGGUGGCCGACACAGGUCCAGGCCUGGCGUUCGUGGCUUAUCCUGAGGCCCUUGCCCUCCUGCCGGGCUCUGUGUUCUGGUCCAUCCUCUUCUUCCUCAUGAUGUUCAUGCUGGGCGUGGACACGCUGUUUGGUAACAUGGAGGGCAUCACCACGGCGGUGCUGGAUGAGUUUCCCCAGCUCAGGAGGAACAUGAAGGCCAAGUCCCUCUUCCUCGGAGCGCUCUGCUUCGGCUUCUACCUGAUGGGCCUGCUGCUCAUCACCGACGGAGGAAUCUACUGGUUCACCCUGAUCGACUCGUUCAGCACCAGCUUUGGCCUCAUCAUCAUCACGCUCUUCAUGUGCCUGGGGAUCUCCUUCUUCUACGGUAUAAACCAAUUCUGUCAAGACAUCAUUGACAUGAUCUGCCGUUGUCCACCCUGGUGUACCAAAGUCCUGCUCUACUUCAAAGCAUGCUGGGUAUUCUGCACCCCCUGCCUCUUAUUGUUCAUCCUGACGUACAUCUUCAUUGAGAUGUACAACACCUCGCUGCAUUAUGGGUCGUACGUCUUCCCGCGCUGGGGCAAAGCGCUGGGCGUGUGCAUGGGCGCCACCUGCUGUCUGCAGAUCCCCAUCUGGGCCAUCGUCGCCAUCGCCAAGGAGUCGGGCACGCUCAGAGACCGUUUCAGAAAGGCCAUUCGACCUUUGAACUCCUGGCGAGUCAACAACCUGAACAGUCAGGCUGGCGGCGCUGAGCGGGUGGAGCCGGAGAGGGUGGAGGCGCCCUUCACCGUCAACCUCACGGACAUGGACUUCACCUCCAUGUCGUGGGAGAGCUCAAGCCAGGCGUGAGCCCCACUGGAACACUGCCCCCAGUGGCGGGAGGUCAGACGUGCAGGGGGCGGGGGGAAAAAAAUGGAACCUGGAGUGUACGAACGGCCGAGUUCCUACCUCACAAUCUCGUCCAUUUCUUGAAGACUCUUCCGUAAUGCUGAAGAUAUUAUGCAUUUUAAUCAUGUCGUCUUUACGGUGGAUUCCCACGGUGACCAGGUUCUGGUUCAUCUGGGGGAUCUCCUGUCCAUUUAAGUGUUUAAACGUCUGGCUGGUUACAGGCAGCUUACGAUUUCAGCCGGCCUAAAAAGUACUCUUGUGGUUUCAACAACAUGUGGUCUCAUUGGCCGGACUAUGGUACCGGCUCCAGCAAACGUCCAAUAGGAAUAGGAAACAAAAGUCCAACAGGAAAGGAAACAUCCAAUAGGAAGGAAGGACCCGUGAGGCCCCUCCCUCAGAUGACCAGUGGGUGGAGAUGGAGGUUGUGUGUGAGCAUUGGGGAUUCUUCUCUGAACCCUGACCUUUUUAAUCUCUUGCAACCUGUUUACUUACCUGAGACCUGUUCAUUUACCUGGGACCUGCAAACUUACCUGCGACCUGUUUACUUACCUGAGACCUGCUCACUUACCUGGGACCUGCUUACUCACCUGCGACCUGUUUACUCACCUCCAACCUGUUUACUUACCUGGGACCUGUUUACUCACCUCCAAACUGUUUACUUACCUGAAACCUGCUUACUUACCUGGGACCUGCUUACUCACCUCCAACCUGUUUACUUACCUGGGACCUGUUUACUCACCUCCAAACUGUUUACUUACCUGGGACCUGCUUACUCACCUCCAACCUGCUUACUUACCUGUGACCUGUUUACUCACCCACAACCUGUCUGCCGUCAUGCCAACAGGUAAGGUCCCACACAGUCUAGGUCCAGCCAUGUUACCUUCCUCACACGGGUGAAAUCGUCCCUUCUGACCUCACAGGCGUGUGUCAAUCACAUGGAACACGCUAUAAAAUGGAGUAGAAGACCUGCUCCUCUGCUCCACAACUGAAAAAGCUCUAAUAACACAGAGCGAAACUGUGUGGCUGGAAAUGACCGCCAUUUUAAUGUGUGGGAAGACAACGAUCUGGGUCCCAUUCAGUCACAGUUUAUUCUUUACAUUUGAACCAUUUUAAAAGUGCUCUUAUCCACAAACUAUACUUCCAUUUUUAUGGAAAGCAUUGGUUUCUUUUCUGGACUGGUUUGUGAGUCAGUGGUGUUGCUACUAAACUCUUUCAAUGACUAGCAGCUGAAUUGCUUCCUUAAUUCUGAUUGGCCGCACAAUCCCUUGCAUUCUCUGCUCACUACUGCGAAUGAGAACUGGGUUCUCUUGUGACCUACCUGGCUAAUUAGAGGUAAAUUGAUAUCAGAUAUUCUGAAUUGAGGGCUGUUUAGCUGCAGUGAAGCAUAGCUGCCUAUAGGGGGCGAGAGGGAGUGCACAGGUGGGAUGGAGCAAGUUUUAAAAGGAAUAGGAAGAGGAAGAUAUUUUAAAUUCACAAAUAGACACAAGGCACAGGCACAUUCCUGGUGCUAGAGAUCUUGGUUUGAGAAGGAGGUUCCCAAACCGUCCACACCUCCCCCCAGUCCCUAACACCGUCCCUAACACCAAAGCCUUCUCAUGACUGACUGUUACGCCCGGUUGUUAUUUUCACAGUGAAAUGACACUCAUUCAGCAGGAUUAUGGACUUCUGCAGGGUUCCUGUGGCAAACUCAAACUUAAGCUGAGACUCUUGCCCUGGAAAAACACACAGGUUGUAUAUAUUGUAGGGUAGGAAUCUAACAUUGCCUUAGUAGCAACACUGAGUUAUAUAUAUUCUAGCUCGUGUUCCAAAGCUGCUUACUUUUUCAAUGUCAUAAAUUUGGCAUUUUGAAUACUGAUAGAGUAAAAAAAGAUUUUGAAACAAUUCAAAAUAUUAAUGAGGGGUAAUACCACAUGCUGGUUUUUACCGUGUGAAGCUGUGUAUGAAGGGUGUUUGUAUGCUGAGUGUCCCCUAAAAAAACCUAAAUAAGACAGUCAAAUUAACCCUGUGGGUAUCGCCUGUGCAGCAUUAGAGUGUGUGUGUGUGUGAGACUGUGUGUGUGCGUGAGACUGUGUGUGUGUGUGUGUGUGCGUGAGACUGUGUGUGUGUGUGUGUGUACACUUAUACUUUGUUUGGCACAAAGGGGGAAAUUUACCAUGUAAUUAUGCUAUCGUAAAGGAAGUGUGCAAACCUUUAUGUAAAAUAUCCUCUGUCUGCUGUUUCAUUUCUGUAAGCAUAACUUUCAUUUUUUUAAAAUAUAAACUUGUGUAACAAAUCUAAAUGAUAUAUUUUGAUAGCAAUAAUUGCAUGGCAUGUCCUACAAAUGAUUGAUAAUUUAUGUAAUUUUAUAAUUUGUAUGUUUAAUUUAUAAUGCGUAUAAUGUAUCAAGUGCCCAGCUUCCAGGAAAUGGUACGGGGAACGUAAUAUGCAGGUCUUAUUUGUCUCGAGCAUUCAAGUUUCUUUUUACUUUGUUUCUGGAGAAUAUAGAGCUGUCUUUUUUCUUAUUUGCUCGGAAAUCCACGAGUACUCUCUGCGGUAGGGGAUAGGGUUCCGGUGAGAAGUGGGGGGGAGGGGCGGUGGGCCGCUGUCAGAAAUCACACAUUUUAUUUUUAUAUUCAUUCUAUGAACUGGGAAUAUCUCCAAAUGCAGACGUGCUUUUGCGUCGUCUUCAGCCUGACCUGAUGUCACAGUAAGUGUGACAUUAAUGGGUGUGGCCCUCUUUGCUUGUGUGUCUGGCUGCAGUGAGCUGGGUUUCUGUGCGUUUCGCCACUUCAGUGAUACAUUUGACCCUUCAGGGCGUGAGGUCACAAAUAUGCGAUCAGAAUGUUCUUGGAUGAACAUUCUAAUGCUGAUGUCACAAUCACUACUGGCAACUGAAUGUAACCGUGUUCUAGAACACUGACUAAGAAUUUUAAUAUAAAAAAUAAAAAAAAAUAAAAAAACAUUCCAAAGAAGCUACUCAUCAAAGCCUCUUAUUGGCUAACGAGUUCGCACACCUUGUUUUUUUUUGAGCCCUUAACUGGCUGCUGAUUGGAAGUCAACCAUGAAAACCCGCAGACACUGCAGCUCUCCAGGACUAGCCUGACAUCCAUUAUCUUGGAAAUGUUAUGUAAAUGUACGCAAUAAAAAACACUGUACUGUACG